Lactuca sativa (garden lettuce) is the source of this 396-nucleotide messenger RNA. RefSeq names its product transcription factor MYB10. The record is from RefSeq and is a predicted model, not a curated record. NCBI's taxonomy places the organism in Eukaryota, Viridiplantae, Streptophyta, Magnoliopsida, Asterales, Asteraceae.
AUGUCCAUGGAAGCCAUGGUUGUUGCAGGUAUAUUACUAACAUAUUUGAUUGGAUUUGGAUUUGAAUCAGGGUUACAAAGAUGUGGAAAAAAUUGUAGACUAAAAUGGAUUAAUUAUCUAAGACUAGGUCUUAAACGAGGAAACUUUACUUCACAAGAUGCCAUGCUCAUAACUGAUCUACACAGAACCUUCGGAAAUAAAUGGGCACAUAUAGCGAAACACUUACCAGGAAAAAUAGAUAGUGCAAUCAAAAACUUCUGGAACUCCAACAAGAAAAGGAAGCUUCUUCCUCAUGCUAACUCCUCUAGUCAUACUAUUGCUUCUAACCUUAGAAGUAAUGAGCAAGAUCAGGAGGGUUUGUUUAAUUUUAGGGCUUCUGCUGCUUCUUCUGUAUAA